UAGCAGUAGCAGCAGCGCGACUGCUAUGUCUACGGUUGCGAAUAAAUACCAACACGAGUAUUGAUAGAAGCUAACGAAUAGAUCCGUUGGAGCAAUUUCCGUUUUCGUAACGUCAUCGCUGGCACGCUGGGGGACCACCACGAGUAGUUCGGCACAGCUCGGCAGAGUUUUGCUGGCAAUUGCCAGCAUCGAUACUCCUACGUCGUGUUCUCGCUUCGAGUAUUUAUCCGAACGCCGUUAGUUUUGAUUCUCCUUCUCCUGUCACUCCGUUUCCCGCCCAAAUCGUUUCAUCCGCGUCACGCUCCUUCCCUCCGAUCGAUCGUAUCGAUAUUCCUCGGAAUGUUGCCGAACGAGAGCGGCUGCUUUUGACACGUCGCGAAAAUUACCGAUCCAUCUAUCCCAACCCAUUCCUAACUACAACCUAGCCUUUACUCACACAUGUCCAGCGAAUGGGCAGCACCGUAAAUUCUUGUGCCAAUCAGCGGCCAGCCACUUCUAACGCGUCAGGGAUGGCCUCGAAUCGGAACGUACUGGGCUGGCUGACAUGUAGACAAGUGUUAAACAUAAUGGUCAUCAUUGGCUUCAUGCUAAACUAUAUGCUACGCGUGAACAUAACGAUCGCCAUCGUGUCGAUGGUGAUUCCAAGCAACGACACUUUGCACUCGAGUGACCAUGAUAAAUCGAGCGAUUGCUUCGACAGUACGAUUACGAUAAACGUUACCUCGUUCGAUAAUGAGCUCGAUCGCUUUUUCCAAUCGUUGGAAAGGAUCAAACGUUUCCGCUCUGCUUCCCAGGAGGAAAUGAAUCAGUCCAGGUAUUCGUGGAACGAGUACCAAGUCAAUCUCGUAUUGGGAAGCUUCUUUUGGGGCUACAUAUGCACCGAAUUGCCAGGCGGACGAUUAGCCGAGAUAAUCGGACCUAAAAGAGUCUUUGGAUAUAGCAUGCUAGUAUCUAGCAUCGUUACAUUGUUAACGCCAUUGGCCGCGGACUAUAGCUAUAUCACGGUUGUCGCCUUACGAGCGAUACUUGGAUUUAUGCUGGGAGCUACUUGGCCUGCCAUGCAGCCGAUGACUGUCCGGUGGAUACCACCGACGGAACGCAGCAAAUUUGUCUCCAAUAUGAUGGCCUCGUCGCUCGGAGCUGCGAUAACAUUGCCGCUUUCCGGAUUUCUCAUCGCUUACAUCGGUUGGGAAUCAGUGUUUUAUGUAACCGGAACGAUUGGACUUGUAUGGAGUUCAGCUUGGUUUUUCUUCAUAUUCGACUCUCCUGCACAACAUCCGAGAAUCACUAUCGAAGAACGCCGAUAUAUUGAGGAUUCGAUUGGCACUACCUCUACGACAAAGCGGCUACCCGUACCAUGGAAAAACAUUUUCCUUUCGCCUUGCGUUUGGGCUAUCGUAUUUGCUCAUGGAUGCAAUGUAUUCGGUUAUUUUACCGCUGUCAAUCAAUUGCCAACCUACAUGAAGUACAUCUUAAACUUCAAUAUCAAAGAAAAUGGAAUGCUAUCUUCUUUACCAUAUGUCGGUAAAUACGUCUUUGCCGUAACAACAUCUACCGUGGCUGAUUAUUUAUUCAAAACGAAGAAACUGUCGAUAACGACUAUUCGAAAACUGUUUACUGCUCUUGCAAUGUUAAGUCCGGGGCUGUUAAUGGUCGUACAAGCAAAUUAUGGAUGCGAUCGCGCAACGUCAGUGGUGAUUUUCACGAUUGCUUUGACAAUCAACGGUGCAGUAACGGCUGGCUACCUAGGAAACUGUUUGGACAUCGCACCCAAUUUUUCAGGCACUAUCUUUGGUAUAAUGAACACGCUCGGUUCUCUAGGGGGAUUCGUAAGCAACUACAUGGUCGGCAUGAUAACGUACAAACAUCAAACCUAUGCUCGAUGGAGAAUCAUGUUUUGGAUAUUAGCGACGAUUUAUUGCUUUGGCGCGCUUAUUUUCUUAAUCUUUGGUAACGGUCAAUUACAAAAAUGGAACAAUCCUAAACAAAGUCCAGAAGAAAAUAAAGCAAAUGUAAGCAAUGAAACCGAUCCGGAAGAACUCGUACAGCUGAAAGACAAAGCAGUUCCUUAACAAAGCGAUCGUUUUAGAUUCAUCGAUCGAAAAAUCAAGCCGUUAAAUAACCGAAAAAAAAGCCAAAAAUUACACUACGAUUUCGACGAAAAUGUUAGUUCGUUGUAAGAUAUGGUCUGUUUGUGCGGAUAAAACAGUAAGAAAAUGUA
Molecule: messenger RNA, 2221 nt
Organism: Eufriesea mexicana
Lineage: Eukaryota; Metazoa; Arthropoda; Insecta; Hymenoptera; Apidae
Product: putative inorganic phosphate cotransporter
Exons: 8
Coding region: 450-2072 (540 amino acids)
Biological process (GO): monoatomic anion transport; transmembrane transport
Cellular component (GO): membrane
Molecular function (GO): transmembrane transporter activity
Source: RefSeq, a predicted model, not a curated record